This is a messenger RNA of Diutina rugosa, 723 nucleotides long. RefSeq lists its product as uncharacterized. The transcript has a single exon. The record is from RefSeq and is a predicted model, not a curated record. NCBI's taxonomy places the organism in Eukaryota, Fungi, Ascomycota, Pichiomycetes, Serinales, Debaryomycetaceae. The coding region runs from base 1 to 723 and encodes 240 amino acids.
AUGAUUUGGGCCUGGCUCCAGUUUGCAGUUGCUGUGAGCUUAUUUGGCUUGACGUUGGACUUUUCGACAUUGUUACCCAUUCGACUGGUGCCGUUUGAUACUUUCAACGUGAUGAAGGAGCCCUUCCACGUAUUGCGGCUUGCUUCUACACAACAAAUUGACUCUCCAAUGGUGCUCAAUCUUAUGAAUAGAUCUGAGUAUGCAUUUCAUAUGCAAGAAGAAGAUACGCUUUACUUCUUUGGCGAGGAUGGAAAAUACUAUGGGACUCAAAUCUCUUCUUUAGCACAACUGGACUCUGAAUGGGAACCCUUGACCGCUUGUUUCGAUUGUAGAAAUUCACUUGGCUGCAUCAUCACUGCUGAGACUCUGUUUUCAAUCUCCCUGGCUUUUACGGGUGUUGCUGAUGGUACAUUCAGUUUGUUCGCCUCGGCGACAUUAUCUUUAUUGAAGGGAGUGAAACAUACCUACCGCACAGCUGAUGGUAUAACUUGCACCUUGAAGAACGGUGAAAGCGGUCAAAUAUUCAUAAAACCGUUAUGGUUCGACAAUUCGAAGGCUGACACAUUCAUUGCCACCUUUGAUUAUGGGCUCAAAAAAUUCAGGAAGACAUUAGCAGUUACAAAUCGACGUAAAGUGAAAUGGGCUAUCAAAGAUGACGUUGCUUUUGAAUGUCGUAUAUCCACACAAUGUGAAAAUAGUGUUAUUAGUAUUGUCAAUCAUUAA